AUGAAUGAUACUCAUCUUCUUCUUGGAAGACCUUGGCAGUACGAUGCUCAUGUGGUUCAUAAUUAUUAUGAAAAUACUUACACAUUCUACAAAGAUGGGAAACAUAAAAUCUUACAUCCUUCCAAGUCUUCAACUGUUGUGGAAACUCGUAGUGACAGCAAAACAAGUGCUUUGGUGGCAACAAUUGCUCAUUUAUUCCAUAAUAAUCACACUUUGCGUUCUCAUGAAGAUAAAAAACCAUCGGUAGAGAUUCUUAAAAAGGUACGACCUCUUUUACUUAAAUAUGGUGCUUUAUUUCCAGAGGAAUUACCUACUUAUUUACUUCCUUUACAUAAUUUGCAAUAUCAUGUUGAUUUAAUUCCUGGAGCUUCUCUUCCAAAUCAAGCACAACACCGGCUGAGUCCACAAGAACAUGAGAUUUUAAUGGGUUAG
Molecule: messenger RNA, 432 nt
Organism: Papaver somniferum (opium poppy)
Lineage: Eukaryota; Viridiplantae; Streptophyta; Magnoliopsida; Ranunculales; Papaveraceae
Exons: 1
Coding region: 1-432 (143 amino acids)
Source: RefSeq, a predicted model, not a curated record